CUUUACUCUGUUUAUUGUCUUCUCCUAAUAAGAAAAAGUUCAAAACAAAUGCAUCUCUUUUCGUUGUUUGGUUGCUCUUUCCUUCACUUUUACUUGAUCAAGAACUGAGAUUCAAUUUAGCUGCUUCUUUCCUAUAUCUGAUCAUUUUUUCGCCUUUCCCUUCACUUUGCUAGCCCUGAAAAUGAUCAUGGGAGCAGAGGGUUUUGGUACAAAAUCUGCAAUUUCUAGGACUUAUGCAAAUAUGGGGUUGGAAGAAUAUGAUAGAGGAGAUAAAGGGCAUCCCAAGAUUCUAUCAAUUUUAGCUUCUGUUCUUGAGAAAACAGUUCAAAAGAAUGAGAAGGCAAUGAAGGGAUCGAAAGAGAGAGGUGUUGUGACUGUCUUCCAUGGCACAAGAGCUCCUGUUUUAACAGUUCAGCAGUACAUUGAGCGCAUUUUUAAGUAUUCCAAUUGCAGCCCUUCGUGUUUCGUGGUUGCAUAUGUAUACUUGGAGAGAUUUCUCAACCUGACUGAUUGUUUACUGACGUCGCUUAAUGUUCACCGGCUUCUGAUCACUUGCAUUGUCUUGGCUGUCAAGUUUGUAGAUGAUGACUGCUACAACGAUGCAUAUUAUGCAAAAGUAGGAGGAAUAACCACAAAAGAACUGAACAAACUGGAGAUGAAAUUCUUGGCAGCCCUUGAUUUCCGACUGCACGUAAGUGUUGAGAGCUUUGAUAAGUACUGCUUGCAGCUAGAGAAAGAAGCCAAUGUGAAAUUACAGAUUGAUCGAUCUAUCCGAAUAUUUGCAUGGGGAAAAGGUUUGAUAAAUAAAGACAUAUCAAGUUGUUCACCUACUGUUGGAGGAUACACUUGUAGAGCUUUCUAAGUGUAGGGAUCCAAUGACAAGCCUGAAGCUGCAGAGAAAAAUCUUCUGACUUGUGUACCUGUCUUUGCAGAACUGUGAUGGGAUUCAAAAUUAACUGCUGGUAUAUGCCUCAACUGUAACUUUUCUCUAUGUUUAAUGUCUAUAUUUAAACUAGCCAAUUCAAUAAAAACAAAAACUAAAGCCAUGAAAAAUUAAUGAUCAUCUUCUAUAAAGCAUGUGCCCAAAAUUGCACCACUCAAACAACAUCUAUUGUUUAAAACAAAGUUUCUAAGGAAUUUGACAUUGUACAAGCAA
This is a messenger RNA of Nicotiana tabacum (common tobacco), 1156 nucleotides long. Its product is annotated as cyclin-P3-1. Gene Ontology annotation, biological process: regulation of cyclin-dependent protein serine/threonine kinase activity. Gene Ontology annotation, molecular function: protein kinase binding. Lineage: Eukaryota; Viridiplantae; Streptophyta; Magnoliopsida; Solanales; Solanaceae. The record is from RefSeq and is a predicted model, not a curated record.